AUGGCGAGAUUUUCUAUUGUGCAGGAGACUGAUAAAAGCGAUUGCAAGGUGCGUUAAUGAAGUUGCAGAUUAUUGGCUUUGAAUACGAUUGAAAGAGGUAAAGAGGAGCUUGAAUAAUGAAUUUAAGCAUUAUAAGACAGUCAUUAAUAUUUCAAAGUAUGGAGAGUUAAGGUUGCAUUUGUUCAAGAGUUAUCUAACCGCGAAGAUGCAAUCCACCUUUAUUAUGCCACGGAUGAGUUUUAUAGAAAGUCGGAAAGUGAUCAAGGAAUUGACCAAUCCAGUCAAACGUUUCUACUAAACCAGCAUUAUAAUCCACAACCACGGAUGUUUCUUCCAAAGGAACAAUAUUGUCCAAGAGAUUGGGCAACAAGAGUAGCCAAUAUUGUAUUUUGGUGCGAACAUAAUGAAGGAGGUCAUUUCUCAUCUGUUGAGCAAGCAGAAAAGUUUCUUAAGUGUAUACAAAAUUUUGUUACGAGUCGAGAAGUUAAGAUGGUUUUGAAGAAUUACAUGGUUGUUAUUAGAUUGAAGAAAUUGCUCUCUUGA
This is a messenger RNA of Debaryomyces tyrocola, 543 nucleotides long. The record is from the annotation of a GenBank genome assembly. Lineage: Eukaryota; Fungi; Ascomycota; Pichiomycetes; Serinales; Debaryomycetaceae.